Fusarium keratoplasticum is the source of this 1215-nucleotide messenger RNA. RefSeq lists its product as uncharacterized. The transcript has 9 exons. The record is from RefSeq and is a predicted model, not a curated record. NCBI's taxonomy places the organism in Eukaryota, Fungi, Ascomycota, Sordariomycetes, Hypocreales, Nectriaceae. Bases 1 to 1215 code for a protein of 404 amino acids.
AUGUCUAUGUAUCCAUCAAGCAAUGUUCAAUGGUCCGAAUGGGUCUAUGAUCCAACCUAUGGCCAGCACUUUCGCCAGGGUACAGAUGCCAAUGGCGAGGCCCUGAUUCAAUGGGAAUCUGAAGUCGCCAAUGACCCUUCCACGCCUCGCGAAACUGACGAGGUCCCGGACGUAUCGACGCUUACUCUCCAAGAUCCCCCGUCUCCGGGCGACGGCGACCCAGCCAAUUAUACUACAGAAGCCUCGUCAAAAAACAAGUCCAAGUCCAAGUCUCACAAAUCAUCCAAAAAGGAGUCGAAGAGUUCAAAAUCCAAGUCCAAAUCAUCGCAUCGAAAGGGAAAGAGCCGUGCCCAAGAUGAUGAUGAAGAAGAAGAAGAGCCGAAUCCCGGCCAGGCCAGUCGCUACUAUCUCGAUCAUGAGACCGGACAAUACCUACCUUAUCCAGGGAACGAACAAGAUCCAGGAGGAUAUCAUGGUGCUGGGGAUGGUGAUGAUGCAGCUCUCGAGGCAGCCUAUCAUGAAAGCCGCAAAUAUAGCAGGGAUCAAUACUCUGCCGGUGGACCCGCAGCCUAUGAACCCGCUGAACCUGAAGAGACGCCAGCUCGCGCUGAAGAGCAUAUCGCAGGCACUGCGGGUGAAUACGAGCCGCUAGACCCUCGGUAUCAGGUUGUGCAUUCGAGUUACUUCCAACCUGGCGAGGUUUUCAAGGUCCUGUGGCCUGAGCCAGUGGGAUCAAGAUCCGCACCCAGCGCGGCGUCUUACCCUGAAUCAACAAGAGGCGCACCCAGUGUAGCGAUUUACGCUGAUCAAUAUGGCGGCCAGAUCUUUGCUCACUUCCGCCGCUUCAUCGUGAUCGCAAAUGAUCAGGGGCACUGCCAGUGCGUGCCCAUCUCAACGUACGGCAAAAAGGGCUGUACCAAGAGCGGCGCCAAGCCCUCGCAACACGGUAUCGUCCAUGACAUGAGGUCAAGGCCACAUUAUCUGGCAAACGAGCCUGAGCUUGGGUACAGUCCGGUUCGAGUCGAAAUCACGGACCCGAGCGAAAAGAUUUCCAAGGAAUCCCGGGUCAACUACGCCAAGCUGACGACUGUCGAGCACAAUGUCAAAGUACUCUUCGUCGGCCGAGUGAUACCUGAGGACCUACCAAUCGCCAAAGACGCGGUCGAUGCCUGUUGGCUCAAGAAGACCCAUACCAGGAGGCAUCGCAGGCAGUAG